This is a messenger RNA of Rhopilema esculentum, 8924 nucleotides long. NCBI's taxonomy places the organism in Eukaryota, Metazoa, Cnidaria, Scyphozoa, Rhizostomeae, Rhizostomatidae. The record is from RefSeq and is a predicted model, not a curated record.
CAUUUUGAAAAUGAUUGCUCGUUUAAGCAUCAAUAUUUACCACUGGCACUUCAGGUAAUUCUCAGGCUUUUAGAAACUGUGCCUCUCUCUUCUUUUUGAUUAGGCAUAAAGAGCCUGUCAAGACCUUAAAAUACUAAGAAAUCUCUAUGCUUGCUGUCUAAUAUCGGAACUCCAAUUGUUUAUUAGGAACUCAUUGUUUUAAGAAGACUAACUAUAUUACAAGCGAAUGAAUUUUUUCUCCUAGCUUUCAUUAUAUGCGUCUCAAAAUGUUACAUUAACCCCCGAAAAAUUUAUAUCCACCAAAAAUCCACUCAUAAUUUAGGCAGGUUGAAAAACUGACUGCUGCUAGUGCUAUCAGUUCAAACAUUGCUAUCACCGGUCCUCCUUCACAGCGCUUUCUAUAAUACGCGUGAUUGAUAUAUCUUACGCCUAAUUAGUAAACAAGGCAACAAAUUGGUUGAAAUAGUAAACGUUGUCAGUACCACGCGCUGUUUGACGAGAAGCUUUGCCCUACCAACUUUGGCGUUAAGGGAAUCACCCACCAAUCCACAACAUGUGGGCAACAGAAAAAGCCGCAAGACUGAGUCUCUGUAUGGUCCCAGGCCUUGUCGAAGAAGAAGAGCUUGUUGAAAGAAAAGUGUCGUUGAUACUAUCAGGUUCGAUAAACAGUAUAUUGUCCCUCACAGUUAAAGUAUUGUCAUUUUUGUGUCUAUAUUUUUAUCAUGACUAUAUGCAAGCCUUUAAGGCUUCGCAGUUUUAUAUUGGAUCUUCUAAGAUCUUCGAUAAUAUAGCUUGCGAGUAGUUAAAAUUUGAAAAAAGAACAUUUUGUGUUAAUCUUGCGAUAUGAUAAAAACGCAUAGGUUAGCGAUUACCGUAUCUGUAACUUAAAAAUCUUUUAUAACGGAUUUUGUGAAGAGAUGCUUCUAAAUUAUGUCUAGUUCUGUAAAUGCUUAGCAUGCUUCACAGUCCGAGAUUUAAGCGCAAUAAAUUCUCUGAUGAAGGAACUUCUUCUUCAAACGGGGGCUGACGUCUUCAAAAUAGGGGGGCUGAGCAUUUGUAAAGGAUACUUGGAUCCUCAUAAAACGAACCUACUUUGUACGUGCAUAAUAAAUAUUUUUGAGCUGUUGCGAGAAUCUCGCCAGGCCCAAACCUUGGUCGGCAUUAACCACAGCGUUUUGCAAUCUUUGAAGAUACUUAAAGAAAAAGGCGGAUUUUAAAUAAGCUGCUGGUAUACCACUAGGUGAACAUAAUUGCAUUCGAGCUGAUUAGGUUUAACAGCUUUUAUCGUAAUAUGGAUGUUGUUGUCCCUACGAGACAUGCCUACGAUCUUAGUACAUGUUUCCUUAUUUUAGACGAAGACCUUGAUAGUGAAAAUAAAUCAACUAAGAGACCAAUGCAAGAUUCAAAUGCAAUAUUGCAACUAAUGACACACAUUCCGGAUAUCGUUAUUAAUUACAACCAGAAGGUCAUGAUGCCAGCAAGGAAAGAAUGCAUCGGUGUUGCUAUGUUUGCUGACAUCUCUGGUUUCACUGCUCUCUGUGAGAAAUAUGCUGACAUGGUGACAAAGGACAACUCGGGGUGUGGAACAGACAAACUGACAGCCACACUCAACAGCUACAUCGGAAAAAUUGUUGAUUGUAUCAUCAAAGAUGGUGGAGAUGUUCUUAAAUUUGCAGGUGACGCCAUAUUAGCUUCCUGGGUCUUUUCUAACUCAGGUCACAACGUUCAGACCGUUCUCACGAAAGCAAUCCGCUGUGGCCUAUCGAUUCAAGAGAAAUGCGAUAAUCAAAUGACCGAAGUCGGAAUUGUGUUGCGUGUUAAGAUAGCAAUGGCGGUCGGUUCUAUGGUGAUUACGUUUGUGGGUGAACAAGAAUCAAAACAGUUCGAUUUAUCAGGCUCUGCCAUUGACGAAGUUGGCGCUGCGGAGAAGCAUGCGCAGCCAAGUGAUGUCAUCUUGACGCCACUUGCUUGGACAAAUUGUGACCAAGAUGUCUUCAAGGUUGAGCAACUGGAGGAUUGUAAUCUGUUUAGGGUAUCUGAAAACAAACGUAUUGUUGAGCCUCACAAAGUCAGCCAAGGCCUCGCAGCGGCAUUUGUCUUCAACGAUAUGAAAAGCACGGAGCUGACGUCGAAGAAAAGACUUGUCGUAUGCCCUGAAAUAGACAAACUGAUUGAGGAGUGUCCGGUUUGCCACUUAGGCCUUCCAAAGGCAUUGCUACCGGACACUGAUGAUGGAGAAUUUCGAGGUGGCUAUGGGCAUGCGCGAGUUGGCGGUCGAAAUAAUCGACAUACAGCUAGAGACAAAGAAAAGAAAUUUGAUCGACUACGAAUGACUUUCAAUUUGGACGAAGAUCAGGUGCAGCAACUUCGAGCUUACGUCACCACGCCCGUACUUGACAAACUUGAUCAUGGACAAGAUUUGGAGUGGCUGUCGGAGAUGCGUCAAGUAUCAGUCAUGUUUAUAAACAUGAAAUUGCCGGAUGGAGUUGAAGAUGCUGCAAGGGCACUGCAAAAGGCAUUCGAAGUGAUUUAUGAUGCCACUAUUAAAAUGCAAGGGAACUUGAAUAAAGUUUUCAGUUUUGAUAAGGGGUGCACUUUUGUAGUCAUAUUUGGUUUGCCUGGGGGCAAGCAUGAAGAUGACGGCGCAAGAGCAUUGAAAGCUAGUCACAUGAUCUAUGAAUCGUUGCAUGCAGUUGCUGAGAUCACUGAUGAGAGCAUCGGUGUCACUACAGGUCGGGCAUUUUGUGGUGUCGUGGGACACAAAGAUAGGCAUGAGUAUACUGUUAUUGGUAGAAAAGUCAACAUGGCUGCCCGUUUGAUGACAAAUUAUCCUGGCAAAUUAUCUUGUGAUUCGGAAACCUACGAAGUUGCCAAGUCAAAGCUGAAGAGAUCGGAUUUUAUUGCAUUGCCUUUUAAACCCCUAAAGGGUAUAAAGGAUCCAGGGGUAGUGAGAGAGUACAACCCUAGCUCCAGCACACAAGAAGAGGUAAAAGACUUUGAUUUCCCGAUUCUAGGUAGAGAAAAGGAGAUAGCCGAGUUCAAUGAAAUCCUAAAGACUCUGAAAUUCAACAAAAGAGGCCUACUGAAAAUAUUACUUCAUCGCACCCUGCUUAAUCUAGAGCACUGCAGAUGCAGCUCUGAGAAGGAGCAUUUACUGUUUAAUGUCGUUCAAGAACCAGAGAUGAGAGAAGAUGUUUUACUCAAUGACCUCCUUGGAACCGAGAUCUUACCAGAUCAGAAAUUCACAACAAUGGAAGAGGAAGAACGAAACUCACGUUUUCAUGAUGUCUUAUUUCAUAUAGUCAAAAUGCAAAUGCCAAAUAUGUUUGUCGUUGACAAUGCGCAGUUCGUAGAUGCAGAAUCCUGGGGAUUUUUCUUCGAUUUUCUUAGUGCCUCAAAUGCCAUUCUUGUGCUUGCAAUGCGAUUGUUGACAUCAAUUGCAGGUCAGGCACCUUGUGACGAAGAGCUGAGAAUUCUGGAUCAUGGCAAAACCAAAAGAAUUUUUCUUGAUGGUCUUCAUGAAAGCCUAUUGGCUGAUUUGGCGUGCCAGUUGCUUCAAGUUUCCUGCGUGCCAAUAAAACUUGACGAAAUACUAAGGGUAAAGAGCAAUGGUGUACCUUCUUGGUGCGAACAACUCGUCAAGCAGCUGCAGAUGACGAACGUUAUUCAGACCGGGCCUAGCAGCCUGCUUAGCACAGCGGAGAGUGUAGAAGUAACCCCAGCUGAUAAAGAAUCUAGUAUCAGUAUUCCGAGCGUAGGAAGCCAGCCUGUCGAGCUGCCGGUUUCUUCUGCAAGGAGACGCUGGAGUGUGACAAAACACAUCGUCACUGCCUUUAAACGACACAGUACUAGCUAUUCUACAACGUCAGAGAAUCACUCAACGGUGGAUCCUGAGUCGAGAAGAAGCUCAGAGCACCUUCCUGGCUCAGAGGUGCGUAGAUCCAGUGUGGAUUUAGAAAGUGGGUCCGGCGAUAAAUUUCACCGUCCAUUUCAAGAAUUUUAUCAACGCGGAAGGCGGCUCAGUUUGGAAUCAGGAAAAAGCAUUCGCUUGCAUUUAGAGUUGGAUGAGGGUUUAUAUCCAUUAGAAGAAACAAAUGACGAAAUUGGGGAAGAAGAAACUUGGCCUUCAAAGACUACGAGUCAUGCUAGCUGGGGGCAAAAGCGACGAAGUUCUGUUGGUGUACCCAUGAUAUCAAGUGUCUCUUCUAAGCACUCACGUAGCCACGUAUACGCAACGCGCGGUGCCAUUCCGGACGACUUAGACGAGGUUUGCAUCAUUGCACCUGGUAUGCACAUCAGUGACGCCGUAGUGCCUGAUUCGGUCAAUGAUGUUGUCGUCGCGCGGUUAGACCGCAUGUCUCCUAAUGAGCAGCUAAUUUUAAAAUGCGCAUCGGUGCUAGGAAUGAGUUUCACGCGGGAAGUUCUAAAUGCGAUUGUCCCGCGGAAAAUAGCCCCCGUUCUAGACACUACUUUGUAUAAAUUGAGCAAAGAGAGACUUCUCGAGUGUGGUUCUCUAGCUAUAAGCCAAUCACAACAGCACAGUCGAAAGGAAAGCAGGUUGAGUCGCACGUCAAGCUAUCAUCAUCAUAGGCAUGAUGUUAAGCCGAAAAGUCAAGUUCUAUGCGGCUGUUACGCGGCGGAUGGCUAUCCCACAAUCAAUCUAUCCCAAACAGUUCGUAAAGCAACUGGCAAAAAGAGGCUUUGUUUAUUUUUUCAUUUCUGCAACACAUUUGAGCGAGAGGCGGCCUACGAUUUGUGGUUAGAAGACCAGAGGAAGGCUCUGCAUGAAAGAGCUGCGAUGUAUCUCGAAACACAAGGACAUCUCUGCAAACCAUGUGGUGGCACAUCGUUUGUUCCAGGAAUGAAAACUAAGAGCGUCCACCGAAGCAGUAUAGCAGUUCGUAACUCAGUGGAUGUUGCGAAUCGUGUUGAAAGAAAACGUGCGCAUGCUGCAGCGAAAAUGUCAGCUACGAGUCAUCAAAAGAACCUGGUAUUCGCGAAAGUGCUCACGGGAAAUAACAGAGUAAACAUGGACAAGGAAGAAGUCCAGGCUGAGACAGGCUAUUAUUCGAAGCAGAAGCAGGCUGGGACGAGAGGGGAGGGCGUUGGCCGAGCAUUGGUUGAUAUGGCAGGUUUGAUAACAAAAAGCCUUGUGAAUGAGAACAAACCAGCGAAUAGUUUCAAAUCAGCAGUGCAAAAAGUCUUUGGAAAUGGCAACAACAAAGUCGCACCCGACACCGACACGAUGACUCGCGCUGUCAUAGCAGAGUUUCACAAGUUUACCAUGGCAUCAGAGAAAUCUACAGAACAUUUCAGGAAGUCAAGCCAACACGAUUUACGAGGCUUUUCUGACCAGGCAAGGUCGUCCAGAGUUGAUGUAAGCGAGUGCGAAUGCAAUAACGUGUUGUCCGUGAUAUUUCCCCAGUUAGUAUUCCAUUGGAAAGCCUCUGGAAACAAACUCAAGACUUUCCAUUACUUUAUUGAGAGUGCGGCAGCGUUCAUAGCAAUUCAUUCGAAUAUUCAAGCACUAUCGUUUCUGAAUGAUGUGGAUAAUAUCAUCCGCGAAGCAGAAACAGAGAGCGAUGAUGAAUCUUUUUUCAUCACUGCCGAGGAUAAGGCACGUGUAGAAUUCUUGCGAGGCCAGGCGCUAAUGAAUUUGAACCGAAUCGAUGAUUCGAUCAAGCACUUUGUGCUCUCGCUAAAACACCUAGGCAACUCCCACCCGAAUUCAAGGUUUGGCACCUUUGUUAGAACUUUCUCUGCACACAUGACCCAAGUUUUGCACCGUAAAAUGCCCGAUACCUUCAAAGAAAGAAGAGAUUUUGGGGGGCUAGAUGGUUCUAUUAUGAAUGCCUGCUGCCCGUUAUGUGUUCUGGCGUUUGUCUCGACAUCUGCGCCCAAGAUUGCCAAAUUGCCAAAUUCUGAGCUUAAUGACAAAUUUUUAACUUCCCACAGGGACAAGUCAAGACUCUUGAUAGAAGAAGCGCGUUGCCUAACGCAUCUUUCCCAUGCUUAUCACGUGAAACACGAUUUCAAGAGGUCCUACAUGGUUGCUUUAGAGCAGCUGAAUGCGGCGGAAGAAGCAGAAGAAGAUUGGAUUGAGCUGAUGACGGCAUAUUCAACAAUGAUCGAAUGUUGCCAGUUGACAGGACGAGUGAAGCUUGGAUCUAACUAUGAGAAAAUAGCCCUUGCAAGGAUGAAGCCAGAGUUCAGGAACGUUGAAGAGUUAAUGGUGGCAGUGCAGCUUCAUUCUGUUUUGAUGUCCUUCAGGCUUUUUCAAGGGAACCUUUCAUCAGCCAUCAAUGCAGGCUACGAGGCUUUGCACGUGUCAAACAAUGUGAAUGAUCUGCGUACAAAGAUUGACGUCAUUCCGCUGCUCUCGCAAUCAUUGCUUCUGUUAUCAAGAGUGCAAGCCUGUCAUGAGGUGCUUCACGAAUUACGUAGAGCAGCAACAGCAGUUGAAGAUCUGCACGGAAAAGCAUUGUACUACUGUUCUUGCAUGGACUUGCUGCUGGAGCCUGAAUAUGCGUUAAUGACGUCAUCAGUUAAAAUAUUUACCACCAGGGCAAGCGCAAUGUCUGUUGGUUUUUUGGUUUGUUGGUUGUUUCUACUGCAGAUGCUCAUUGUCGUUGCACUUCUUCAGGGUUUGAGCAGACAAAUGUCACUGAAGCUUACAGCUAAGCUUGGCCGUCCAAUUGAGUCAUUUGAUAAAUGUGUGGGAUUUUAUCAGAAAAUCGUCGAUGACCCCUCACUUUCUGCAGACGUCAUCCCGCGGUUCUACCUGACAGCUUCGAUUGCAGUCAUGUUGGCGAGGCAAAGAAAAUGGCCAAUAGCGCAUUCAUUUUAUAACGCUGCUCUUGAGCUGGAGCCUGGAUACUCAGAUCUCUUCCUUUACUGCCGAGCUUAUGCCAAAAUGACUGAAUUCAAUCUUUUAUCAUUUCGAGAAAACAUAAAUGACCAGAAAGAAAAAAAUAUCUGCAAAAUGGUUUUAAAGAAGCUCAAGGUUAUUACGCAGAAAUAUUCGAUUCUUCUGCCGAGACUAUACCAUCUGCGGGCCUACUUUGCAUAUUUGUGCGGAAAGCCUUCCAAAGCAAAGUUGCUGAUAGAAGACUGUCUUGUGGCCAGCCGAAGCAUCGAGCCUAUGUUCGAGGUUGACUGGGUAAUGUCUAGCAAAGCUCAUUGGUUUUCCAACGACGUACAAUCGAACAUAGGAGAAGAAUAUAAUGGAAGAUCGAAAUUUGUCUUGCCACGAACAUAAUAACAGAAGAGGCUAUGUGUAUUGUGAUGCAAUAUUAAGCAUGUGGAAUGGAUUAUAGUAUAACUUAUAUAAAUUAGUGUUUGAACAUAAGUUUUUUAAAAGAAAAAUAAUUUUACAAAGCAACAGUAAAUAAUAUUUCGUUAUUGCCUUUUACGAAACCUAGUCAAAUGACAGUCAACGUCUGAUGAUAUGAAAUCCAUAAGGAUAGAAAAGUUCUUCCAAAUUAUUUGAAGUUGGCCUAAACAGAUAUCAUUUGGAAGGCCAAUUUUUUUUGCUCGAUUCUGCAUUUUGUCUAGAAUUUGUUACCUUCGUUAUUGAUCAAUUCUAUAAGAUAAAAAGCUUCAUUUUAUAGAUAAGUUUUGAUUAAAGCACAUUAAUCUUCAGUUUCAUUUCAUCCCUGCCUCGUGGGAGGGGACCGUCAGAAGGGGACAUGACGGGACAGAAGAGGUCUGGGGACGACGGAAGCAGGCAUGAGGGGAUAUUUUUGUGACCGAACAAUAGAAAAAUAUAGGGACGUACGGAGACAAAGAGGACGAAAGAAAUAGGGGGAAAGAAGAGAGGGAAAGAGAAGAGGUCAGAUGAAACAAUUUGGGACAAUGAGAAGGUGGGAGAAGAUCGGAGAGAAAGGAUAUAUUCCGUGCUUAUCCAUAUUGCCCGUUUACUAUUUAACGUAGAAGUUCUGCUUGUAGACACAAUGAAGUCAGUGGUUUUUAUUUUACUAUAAAAAUACGAAUCUGUAUCCCCUAGGUCCUUUAAGCAGCAGAUCUAACUGCUUAUCAGAUCUUACUGCAUUUGCAUAUCUAGCUGCUUAUAUUAAUCCGCUAAAAUCAGUAAGUCUAAAGCAAUAUUAAUUCCCCAAACUUGACAAGAAGAUUACUAAUAAAGCUUUGUGAUGUUAAACACCAAAGUCUAGGACAAACAGUUUCACAAACAUCUGCAAACGAAGCAAAAUCAACAAAAAAUGUUCAAAGCAAAACUCUGCAAUUUGCUUUUAUGAACAUGUGCAGUCAAUAACUGACAUUUAUCAUUGAAAUUGUUUCAACAAAGCUCAGAACCAGAGCCGCGGAAUUAUAAGCAAAUAGAAUCAAAAAAGGCGAAAAUUGAAAUAAAUUGCCCUGUUAUGUAUUUCUUUGCACCUUUUCUACUAGCCGCGUCGAAGGGAACUGCAAUCGUGGCCAAAACUCCUUGACACUGAUUUAAAAAUUCGGCAUGCUAUCAAUUGUUCCCAAGAAAAAUGAGGACAUAUCAAUUUCUCCCCUCCCCCCUAUAUCAAUGUUGGUGUCGUUUUAAAGCUAAAUGUUUCAGCAUUCGAUUUUAGCCCAUACAAACACCCCAACAUUGAUGUAGGGGGUAGGGGAUCACGUUGAAUAAGAACCCAAUUGCAUUUGGGAAGCAGUCUCACAAGUUUUGGCCAGGAUUGUGGGUCGAGAUUUUGGCCUCGUUCAAGAGUUGGCCUCGCUUGCCCGAAUCUAAUCGAAUCACUUGCAGUUUCAGAAGCUGAAAUUGUGGUCUGCCUUUUGCUGUCAUUUAGCACCGAAAUUUACUAAGAAGCUACGGUAAAUGGAAACUGUACCGUAGGUAAUUGCACCAACAGAAACUACGAAUUGAAGAAAUGGAGAAAGGAAAUCUUUUACAAUGCAUGUUGAACAACGUCACGCCGAUUGCU